AUGGAGACCUUUACAAUACCUGAUGUAUUAAAAAAUUCCACUGAUAUUUACAAACUAUUGUGCCGACUUGGCAUCAGGAACGAUUCCGACUGCGACAAUGAAAUGGACUUCACGCAGGAGCCUAAAGAGAUGAACUGGACGGUCCGCAUCUUCCUGUACAGCCUGAUAUUCCUGCUGAGCGUUCUGGGAAACACGCUCAUCAUCACCGUGCUGGUCAGGAACGGGCGCAUGCGUACCGUCACCAACCUGUUCCUGCUAUCACUGGCCGCCAGCGACCUCAUGCUCUGCCUCUUCUGCAUCCCCUUCACCCUGAUUCCUAACCUCAUGAAGGACUUCAUCUUCGGCCCUGGCAUCUGCAAGGGAGCCAUGUAUUUUAUGGGCGUCUCAGUCAGUGUGUCUACUUUUAACCUGGUGGCCAUCUCCCUGGAGCGAUACAGCGCCAUCUGCAACCCCCUGACCUCACGUAUCUGGCAGACCAAGUCACACGCCGCUAAGGUCAUCACGGCCACCUGGGUGGUGUCCUUCAUCCUGAUGCUGCCGUACCCCAUCGCCAGCACUCUGGUGCCCUUCACCCGCUACGACAACACCACCGGGAACAUGUGCAGGCUGGUCUGGCCCAGCGACGUCAUCCAGCAGUCCUGGUACGUGUUCCUGUUACUGCUUCUGUUCCUGGUGCCCGGGAUGGUCAUGAUGACAGCAUACGGUCUUAUUUCACUGGAGCUCUACAGGGGAAUUAAGUUUGAAAUUAACAACAGAAAGUCUAGUAGAGAGAAAGAGGCCAGCGGCAACAGCGUGAGGACGGUGGACGGAGACGGCUGCUACCUCCAGCCCUCCAAGCGGAAGCUGGAGCUUCAGCAGCUGCAGCGAUCCAAGGCCACGCUGAGCCGCGUGAGCAGCAACAGCGUCGGGGGGAGCAGCAAGGCCACGCUGAGCCGCGUCAGCAGCAACAGCUCCGCCACCAACCUGAUGGCCAAGAAGCGCGUCAUCCGCAUGCUGCUGGUCAUCGUCUGCCUCUUCUUCCUCUGCUGGACGCCCGUCUUCAGCGUCAACGCCUGGCGGGCCUUCCACCGCCGCUCGGCCGCCCGGCUGCUCUCGGGAGCGCCCAUCUCCUUCAUCCACCUCCUGUCCUACACCUCGGCCUGCGUCAACCCCAUCAUCUACUGCUUCAUGAACAAGCGUUUCCGCCAGGGCAUGCUGGCCACCUUCGCCUGCUGCAGGGGCCGGGCCGGGACCCGGGGGCCAGGGGGGGCGCGCGGUCGCCGCGGCAACGGCUGCCUCUGCCGAGGUUCCGGGGGGGAGGAAGACGGCCACAACCACUCGGGCGGAACCCUCACCCGCUUCACCUACAGCAGCAUCCGUGGCUCCGCCCAGGCGUAG
Molecule: messenger RNA, 1377 nt
Organism: Conger conger (European conger)
Lineage: Eukaryota; Metazoa; Chordata; Actinopteri; Anguilliformes; Congridae
Gene: cckar
Product: cholecystokinin A receptor
Exons: 6
Coding region: 1-1377 (458 amino acids)
Biological process (GO): neuropeptide signaling pathway
Cellular component (GO): membrane
Molecular function (GO): neuropeptide receptor activity; gastrin receptor activity
Source: RefSeq, a predicted model, not a curated record